CUAUUUCUUCCCUCGAUCGAGAUGCGAUCUUUUGCGUCACCACUUCUUCGUGGGCGCACGAGUUGCCUCAGGUUCAAUCGUCUAUCUAUCUGAAGAGAAAGCAGAUUCAUGAGGCUCGCCUCUCCCUGCUAGGUCGAGGAUCGCGGCAGAGGUCAAAACGCAUCCACGGGACACGGGUGGGUGGAGCGGGAGCCGUCGAUCGUGCGAACGAGGCAGAGCCUUCGUUGCCAGGAUUGCGUGUGGCGCGAAGUUAUCUGGAUGGGGGCAAAGAUCGCUCGCUAUACGUCUAGCUAGACUGCUCUCUCUUCUCUUCAAGCCUGCUCGAGCUUGACACUUGUCCAAAACCCCCCGUUUCAAGUUUCACAGCAUCGACAUCUGUCGAGACUUUUCUCAUCCGCCCACGUCUAGGACGUUAUUUGUGCACCUCCCGCAACCCACCCAUUCCCAUACUGUCCUGCCGCUCUCCCUCCCCCGUCGGUCCAUAUUUGUAGCAAUGGACCACAUCGAAGCGAAAGCGUCGUGGCCACCGUCAAGUCUGUCUGGUCGGUUCCCCACAACCUGCACCAAUGUCAUUCGAGCGCAUACAGGGCCCAUCAACGCCGCGCUCUUCAACAGUCGAUCCGCCUACAUCCUCAGCGCCUCCUCCGACCGACAAGUACGUCUCUUCUCCACUCGUUCGCCUCCUGCAUCGAGCAUAUCCCCCGAAUCAAGCUUGGGAGUGAUUGCAAAAAAGGGAAAAGUAGACGAAGGGAUCAAGACGUACGAUUCUGCCAAUAAUGCCGUCUUGGCAUUAGCAUUGGCACCUUCUGACAAGAUUUUCGCUCAAGCUGGAAUGGAUCGUAGCGUGAAUGUUGUGGAUGUGCAGAGCGGUGGUGUGGUGAGGAGAUUCAACGCACAUACAGGAGCUGUACACGCCCUGGCUUUUGCUGGUGCUUCUUCUUCUUCUUCUUCCACCAACAACAACAAUCCCGGCGCACCCGGCUUGACAGGGGGAGAUUCGCUCUUGCUCGCCGCUGGCUUUGAUGCUAGGUGUCGCUUGUACGACCUAAGGGCUAGCGGUGCUUGGAAACCCAUCAUGGAGCUCAAAGAAUCCAAGGACACGAUCUUUUGCUUGGAUGUGAGCGGAGGAAUCUUCAGGACUGCUGGAAUGGAAGGGGUUGUGAGGACGUACGAUGCGAGGAUGGGUCAGAUGACAGAAGACGUAGCAGCCGCUCCUAUCGUCUCGCUAUCCUCUACAUCGACAUCUCUGCUCAUCUCCACUUCUUCUCAGCGAAGAGCAGCCCAUCACCUCCUCUCCACAAGCGAUGGGACUUUGCAAAAGACCCUCAUAGGUCACCAACAAUCCAAUCCAAAAUCUCCCUUUCGAUCCAUCUUUGUGCGCCCUGUCAAGAACACCGCCGCUGCUGCUGCUGCUGACCCAAUAGGAGUUCUGAGCGGCUCCGAGCAAGCGGGUCCCCUACUUUGGAAGCUAAACUCUAAUUCGAGCGCAACGGCUGCUGCGACUCGCACUGCAGAUGCACGAGAAGGAAGUGCGGCAGAAUAUCCGACGGGCUCUGCUUGUUUGGGCGUGGAUCAGGCUAGGGAUGGCUCGUUGUGCAGCUAUCAUCAAGACGGAACGAUUCGAAUCUGGCGAAUGGACGGCAAUUCUUAGUGGAGCAGUUCGAGCAUCGAGAUGCGGCGCAAGAAUGAUGUACCCCCCUCGAAGGUUUGUAGCGGGGUGCGAUGCAUCUGGAUUGUCUGUGAGAGCUUGGCGCGCAUAGUCAAGCAUUAAGUAAACGCGCCUCUCUGUCGCUCUCAAAGGCAUGUCAAGUCCACUCUCACGAGCUAGCAACCGGAUCAGGUCUCCACCAGCUUGGCGCAACUUCUAUUCUCAAUGCGCAACGCAACUGCAGUCGGG
Ceraceosorus guamensis is the source of this 1897-nucleotide messenger RNA. RefSeq names its product WD40 repeat-like protein. Gene Ontology annotation, molecular function: protein binding. NCBI's taxonomy places the organism in Eukaryota, Fungi, Basidiomycota, Exobasidiomycetes, Ceraceosorales, Ceraceosoraceae. Bases 494 to 1651 code for a protein of 385 amino acids. The transcript has 2 exons. The record is from RefSeq and is a predicted model, not a curated record. Gene Ontology annotation, biological process: mRNA splicing, via spliceosome. Gene Ontology annotation, cellular component: catalytic step 2 spliceosome.